AUGCGUGACUACAUUGCGAAAGCAGAUGACAUUCGAACUAAAUUGCUGGACUCCAUGCUCCGUCGGCUAGAGAUGAAAAAGAAACAGGUUUUAGAGCAGAGUUGGGAAAUCUGUGAUUGGCGGAUGUAUGUUCAUUGGCUUUUGAUUGCCGCCAUUCUCAUCGUUUUCUGCGUUCUCCGGUAUGGCGUAGAGAAAGUACACCUACAACCGACAGAGGGAAGAGACGGAGAUCCGAUAGUGGAGUACAAGGAUCGGCAAUUGGAGAAGACGUCAGAAGCGUUUAGAGCCCGACAUCGUCAGUGA
This is a messenger RNA of Caenorhabditis briggsae, 303 nucleotides long. The transcript has 2 exons. The record is from RefSeq and is a predicted model, not a curated record. NCBI's taxonomy places the organism in Eukaryota, Metazoa, Nematoda, Chromadorea, Rhabditida, Rhabditidae. The coding region runs from base 1 to 303 and encodes 100 amino acids.